This is a messenger RNA of Eruca vesicaria subsp. sativa (arugula), 261 nucleotides long. The record is from the annotation of a GenBank genome assembly. Lineage: Eukaryota; Viridiplantae; Streptophyta; Magnoliopsida; Brassicales; Brassicaceae.
CGAAGAAGACUUUUCUAGGACUACGGAAUUCGACGGCGGGGUGUCGAUUCUACCACGAGAAUGUUAUAGAUCACUUUGAAAACCCUAGAAACGUUGGGUCCUUCAAGAGGGACGAUCCCAACGUUGGCACAGGACGGGUUGGAACAGCUGCCUGCGGGGACUUGAUGGCCCUCCAGAUUAAGGUCGAUGAGUCCGGUCACAUCACUGACGCUCGAUUUAAAACCUUUGGCUGUGCUGCCGCCAUCGCCGCUUCUUCCGUCG